Scatophagus argus is the source of this 1891-nucleotide messenger RNA. RefSeq lists its product as uncharacterized. The coding region runs from base 193 to 1230 and encodes 345 amino acids. NCBI's taxonomy places the organism in Eukaryota, Metazoa, Chordata, Actinopteri, Scatophagidae. Gene Ontology annotation, biological process: response to bacterium. The record is from RefSeq and is a predicted model, not a curated record. The transcript has 7 exons.
UCACUUGUCAAUUUUCUACUUCUUCAGAAGUGUCAGGCUCAGAUGGCAAGCAGGAGGAAAUAGCAUCCGCUUUAGAGCGGUUUGACCGCCAAUCAGUAUGAUUUCAACUUCGUAAACUUGCAUCGCCUUGUGAAAAGAUCUUCCAUUGAGUGGGAAGACAUCAGUUGUGCAAGACCAGGUCGCGGUGCCACAAUGAUCGGAAGACUGUCUGCUUUGAUUUUUCUCAGUAUGCUGUCUCAGACGAUAGGCAUACCUGACCAGAUACCUUUAACUGUGGCUGAACCUGGUGAAAAUUUUACCCUGACAUGCCCAGGCCCUGAAGAUCGAACUGGGAUGUUUUACUGGUUUAAGCUAAAGUUUGGAUAUGUGGUCCAAACUGUUGCGUCAGGAAGUUUUUACAAAGUAGAACUUCAAGGACAAUUUAAUACCUCAAGAUUUACUGUCCAAAAAAGGGAUGGUGUGUUUGUUUUGUAUAUCAAAAAUGUUAGCAAAGAAGAUGAAGCAACAUACAUCUGUCAAGCAGGAGCAACAUAUGUAAUGAAAUUUACACAUCAGAUGUUUUUUGCUGUGAAAGAUCAUAAAAAUCAGCACAAAUCUGUCUAUGUGAAACAAAGUCCCACGACAACAUCAGUCCAGCCGGGCGACUCAGUGACUCUCCAGUGUUCACUUCUCUUCAAGAACAAAACAAACGGAGUCCGGUGUCCAGGUGAACACAGUGUGUACUGGUUCAAAGCUGGAUAUGGAAAAUCCCAUCCAAGCAUCAUUUAUACACACAAUCACAGCAGUGAUGAACAAGAGAAAAGGAGCUGUGACUACAGUCUGUCUGAAACUAUAAGAGACUCCUCUGAUAAUGGGACUUACUACUGUGCAGUGGUCACAUGUGGAAAGAUACUGUUUGGUGAAGGAACUACGGUGGAGACAAGAGAAGAACUGUGCCCAUUUGUCAUUGUGAGUGGGACACUGCUCAUCUGCUGUGUGAUUGUGAUUGUUGCUCUUAUUAUCUGCAGAAAUCAAAGGUCAGUUUGUGGACAUUGCAAAGGAGAUGUAAGUGCUUCUGGUCAUGCUGACCAUGUCAUAUCAGCUGAGGACCACUUAAAUAACGUGGAUGGUGCAAUGGGGGAACUAAACUAUGUAGCGCUGGAUUUUACUUCAAGGAAGAGAGAGAGAUGGAUGAAUAACGAGGAGCCUUUGCAGGACUGCAUAUACUCUGGCAUGAAGGACUAUCAAUGAAGUCCUGCAGUCAUAAAAACUGAACACCUAACAUGCACAAUGUGAAAACUGAUUCACACAGCAGCGAUUCCUGUUUAGGUGAACUGAAUGAAAUGUUGGACUAUCAGAAUGAUUAGUUUGGGAGGAAGACAGUACUUAUAUUUUGUAGUGUUGCCUGUUUGAACCAAGAAAAGAUAAUUCUUAUUUUUGAUUAUUGUUUGAUAUGUCUCAAUAUUAUUAUUGUCUAUUAUUAUUAUUAUUAUUAUUGUAUCAGACUGAUUUUGAAUAAUCACUCAAACUCUGAAUAAAAUAUGAAGCUGAGAAACGCAUUUAUUCCCAUUUAUUCCCAAAUGUUUUUCUUUGUAUUGUGAUAUUUGACAUUUUGUCCCAGUUUCCCAGUUUUGCAAUGUGUCCUACUUCUAUGGGACCUGCAGAAAGCUUUUGACAUGUAUUGUUUAUUUGAUGAGAGAAUGAACUAAAACUGUACCAAAGACUGUUUCCUAGUUUUACUUAGUUAUUACUUUUAUGAGUUUGCUGAAUUAUUGUUUUUAGCAAAAAUUUAGAAUGUAAAAGCUGUAACCACAACCUGCGGGGCUCCCCAGUGUAGCGUGUUGGUGACAAUGGAUGCAUUGCUUGUAGUGAGCACAGGUAAAAUAUGUAAAUAUGGCACAGCCACAGUCCA